Molecule: messenger RNA, 3209 nt
Organism: Betta splendens (Siamese fighting fish)
Lineage: Eukaryota; Metazoa; Chordata; Actinopteri; Anabantiformes; Osphronemidae
Gene: slc25a37
Product: solute carrier family 25 member 37
Exons: 4
Coding region: 1-1011 (336 amino acids)
Biological process (GO): iron import into the mitochondrion
Cellular component (GO): mitochondrial membrane
Molecular function (GO): ferrous iron transmembrane transporter activity
Source: RefSeq, a predicted model, not a curated record
AUGGAGUUGAACUCGGAGCGUGUGGUGGCAACACUGGACAUGUCUCAGACCAAAAACACAGACGCGGAGGCUUUUAAUAGUGACGGCGAGUAUGAGAGCUUGCCACCUCAUGCCUCGGUGACGACCCACAUGACAGCGGGAGCCGUGGCUGGCAUACUGGAGCACACGGUGAUGUACCCCGUGGACUCCGUCAAGACGAGGAUGCAGAGUCUGCAGCCAGACCCAAAUGCACAGUACAGGAAUGUGUACGAAGCCCUGAAAAGGAUCAUUCAGACAGAGGGUGUCUUCAGACCCCUGAGAGGCAUCAACAUCACCAUGAUGGGAGCAGGGCCUGCCCACGCACUCUAUUUCGCCUGCUAUGAACGAGUCAAACGCUCACUAAGUGACAUCAUUCAGAACGGCGGUAACAGCCAUGUAGCCAAUGGUCUGGCAGGUAGUGUGGCCACUGUUCUUCAUGAUGCAGUCAUGAAUCCAGCUGAAGUGGUAAAGCAGAGGAUGCAAAUGUACAACUCCCCGUACCGAGGACUAUGGGACUGUGUCCAAACAGUAACGCGCACUGAAGGCAUCGGAGCUUUCUACCGCAGCUACAGCACACAGCUGACCAUGAACAUUCCUUUCCAGGCCGUUCACUUCAUCACCUACGAGCUGAUGCAGGAACAGCUGAACCCCCAGAGACAUUACAACCCCAGCAGCCACAUAGUGUCUGGAGCAGCAGCCGGAGCCGUUUCUGCAGCGAUCACCACUCCGCUCGAUGUUUGUAAAACCUUGCUCAACACACAGGAGAACGUAGCGCUCAACUCCAUGAACAUCAGCGGCCACUUAACAGGAAUGGCUAAUGCCUUCAGGACAGUGUACCGGCUCGGUGGUCUGCCAGCCUUUUUUAAAGGGGUCCAAGCUAGGAUUAUAUACCAGAUGCCCUCCACCGCCAUUGCGUGGUCAGUGUACGAGUUCUUCAAGUACUUCCUGACGAAACAGCAGCUUGAACAUGAGGCUGGACCGGGCCCACUGUGAGGGAAAGUGUCCUGAAUUUACCCACACCUAGAGUGACGACAGCGACGGUGUGUGAGACCAACUUGUUUUUGAAAAAAAAAAACACUUUGAUCAUGUCGUGGCAGAGAAUCACAGUUCUCACUUUGACUCUAAUGACUCAAGACCGAGUCUGGGAAUCUUUUUAAAUUAGGAUGAUGUUGUACAACCAGGAUAUGCAAGAGAGAUGCGGAUUUCUUUUUUUUUUUUUUUUUUUUUUUUUAAAGAACGUGUAGAAGAGUGCCUUCAUAUGCAUCUUCCUCUUCCACUCCACAGAAAACUGCAUCUCGCCAAACCCUUCCCUAACUGUACUGACCAUAUAAUUAACUUGUCUUGAAUGAUGUUUAUAGUUCUGAAUAUUUGAACUUUUUAUUUAUUUUAUUGGCUUCCUAAAAGUUGUAUUUUACGGAUGUGGAAGAGACAGCAUUGUUUGUUUUAUUCCAUGGUGUAUUUAUAAAGAAUAACGCCAUCACAUUCCUGACUUCUACUGCUCGGCAGGCAGGACAGUGGCGUUUCUUUUAAGUGCCUCAUAAAUAUUAAACACUGCUUCACAUUUCCAUUUUUUUUGCUCACAUUUUUAUAUAUGCCAAGUUCACUAUCAAGUAUCGACCACGGGUUCAAUUCUGUUAGAAGAUGAAAUCUUAUAGUUUUGUUUUAAUGUCUCAAGCCUGAGCUGACUAAACAGAAUACAUGUGUGUUUCUUUGGCUUUAAGUGUCAGAUAUUUUCCCUGUGAGGGACCACAGUCUCACUAUCGGAGUGUGUAGGCCUGACGGCCCAGUUUUUUGGUUGUUAAAGCUCAUUGCUACAGUGAACCUGAAUCACGCACAAUAAGCAGCUAGUGUUGUUGAUAGUGGCCAUGUUACAGCCUUGAGGUUGGGGUCAUGCUUUGUUUAUGUGUCACUUUGACGUACAGUAAGAAUGGAAAGAAAGGUAUAGGAACCCUUUGGAAAGACCUGUUUUUCACCAUUGAUUGGGUGUGAAAUGUCACUUAGCCGGGUACAUUAAACACUGUCUUUAUCUUUGAUCUGUGAUCAACAUCUGACUCACUCCAUUCAGGGCUUCUCCAAAAAUGAAAUUGUUAAUAUUGGUGUAAUUCAAAGUUCAUACAAAGACAAUGGUCACAUGUCUUUACAUAAAAUACAUGUUUAGCAAAUUAUCAAGCUUAUAUGCAGCUGCAGGUUCAGGGAGGUUGUUUUUCUCCCUCUUAUGUUUGCUAAAAUUAAGGUUUCAACUAAAAGUACAAACUUUUAGUUGUCCAAAAUGUACCAUCAUGUGAUGUUGGACCCUUUCUGGUGUUACAACAAAUCCAGUAUCAGCCAGGUCACAUCAGCGGGGGAGCUACGCAGGCAGCCCUAUUUCUUUUACUUCGCUCUUCCUGUUGUAGUUCCAUAUUUCCUGUGUGCUCUGCUCUCUUCAGCCUUUUGUCUAUUUUUGAUUCAAUAGUCAAGACAUUCCACCAGAUAUUGAUGUAAUCGAGUAAACAUACAGCUUUAUUUGAUUAAGUUUUUUUCUCUUAUUUUUUUUUUUUGUUAUUUUGGUUCAGCGAGUUCAACAGUUUCCAGUGAUCUCACAGCCCCAUUAGCAGCAAAUUCAUGUUUGUACGCUAAGGUAAUUAUUGAUAUACCAAAGAUAUGCAUUUAACUCGGUGUUGCUUACUAAUUCAGAUGUUUUUAUAGUGUUGUGUAUGUGGAUUGUUCCACAUUUUUCCCAUAGUUUCCACUUAGUGAAUUCUUUAUCUUCCAGUUCACUCUAAGGCUUUUUAUUUAUGUUUAGAGCUUCUGUAUGCUUUUAAUUUACUUCAAUGCAGAUCUGUGAAGAAAAGCAGCUGUGUUAAUUAAGCCAGUCAUAUUAAUCGUCUUUUUUUCUUUCUUUUUCUAUUUCUUUCUAUUUAAAUUGCUCUUUUGAAAUGUUGAUUCAUAGACAUAACUCAUUAUCCCUAAAGCACCUUUGUCCAAAAAUGUUUUCCUAUAGAUGCAUACAUAAAAAAAAACUAAAGAGGGGAGCAGAUAUUCUCAUAUUUUAUGUGGGGGGUUUUGUAAUAUAAAUAUUUAUGCUGCUUACGCACAAAUGAUUGAAAUGGGACUGUCCUGUUUAGUGCUCUUAAGUUUAUCUGUGCAACUAUGAAAUGAUUGUAAUAAUGCUGCUACAGGAACACUGGAGCUGAAAUAAACAUGCAACUGAG